Molecule: messenger RNA, 3816 nt
Organism: Empidonax traillii (willow flycatcher)
Lineage: Eukaryota; Metazoa; Chordata; Aves; Passeriformes; Tyrannidae
Product: protocadherin gamma-A12-like
Exons: 6
Biological process (GO): homophilic cell-cell adhesion
Cellular component (GO): plasma membrane
Molecular function (GO): calcium ion binding
Source: RefSeq, a predicted model, not a curated record
CCGGCCGGCGGGCGAGCGCUGCUGCUGCCCGCUGUGCUGCUGUGCCUGUGCUGCCGGGCGGCGCCGGAGCGGCUCCGCUACGCCAUCCCCGAGGAGCUGCCCACAGGCUCGCUCGUGGGGCCGCUGGCACGGGACCUGGGGCUCAGCCCGGACGAGCUGCCGGCGCGCAAGCUGCGGGUGGCGUCUGCCGGCAAAAGGCAGCUGAAAUACUUCACCGUGAGCGAGGAGAACGGAAACCUGUACGUGAGCGAGAGGCUGGACCGGGAGCAGCUGUGCGGUGAGUCGGCGUCCUGCUCUGUCAGCUUCGAGGUGCUGGUGCACAACCCCCUAAAUAUUUUCCAUGUCGAGGUGGCCAUUGAGGACGUGAAUGACAACUCCCCGGCCUUCAGGAAGGCUGCCCUGGAACUAGAGGUCGACGAAUCGAUUCCUCCCGGCACUCGUUUUCCCCUGGAAAUGGCCCACGAUUCAGACGUGGGCAGCAACUCGCUGCUGACUUAUGAGCUCAGCAGCAACCCUUCCUUCACUCUGGCCAUGAAAGAGAGACAAGGAGGAAAGAAGCUGCCUGAAUUAGUGCUGGAGAAAGCGUUGGACCGGGAGAAGCAGAGUUUCUUUGAACUCAUUCUUAGUGCACUGGAUGGUGGGGACCCCGCGAGGUCCGGGACAGUCCACGUUCGGGUCAACGUAUCUGAUGCCAACGACAACCCGCCCGUGUUUGCCAAGAGCAUCUACGAGGCGCGAGUGGCAGAGAACCUACCAGCGGGGUCGCUGGUGCUGCGGGUGCGGGCCACGGAUGCGGACGCGGGGUCCAAUGGGCGGAUCUCCUACUCCUUCGGGGACGUCCUGGAAUCUGUCAGCGCUUUAUUCUCUGUUGACAGAAACAGUGGCGAGAUUAGAACUGCGGGACCCCUCGAUUUCGAAGAGAAGAGUAAGUACAGCUUCAGCGUGGAGGCGACGGACGGAGGAGGGCUCACCGAUCACUGUGAAGUGAAGAUAGACAUCACGGACGAGAAUGACAACGCGCCGGAGAUUACAAUAUUGUCCCUGUCGAGCCCAGUGCCCGAGGACUCGCCGACCGGCACCGUGGUGGCCCUACUCAACGUCCAUGACUCAGACUCUGGUGAGAACGGUGAGGUGUCGUGCGAGCUGUCGGGAGAGGCGCCGCUGUCGAUCGUGGCGUCGUCGGGCGGCUCGUACAAGGUGGUGACGGCGAGCGCGCUGGACCGCGAGCAGGCGUCCGAGCACCGCGUGACGGUGGUGGCCCGGGACCGGGGCAGGCCGGCGCUGUGGAGAGAGGGCAGAGAUGCCAACUGGAGAGACCUUGAUAGGCUGGAGGAGUGGGCCUGUGCAAACAUCAUGAAAUUCAACAAGACCAAAGAAAUGGUCCUGGACCUGCCUCAGGGUAAUCUCCAGUGGGAAAUUGAGACCAGCCUUGCAGAGAAGUACAUGGGGUUACUGAGACCCCAGCGCCGGUGCAGCCUCCAGCGCGGCGAAAAUGCGGACCCCUUUGAGCGCGGCCCAAAGGCGGCUGCAGUGCUGCGGCGGCGCCUCCGGGUGUCGCUGUUGGCCGCCGCCGAGCGGCGCUGGAGCCGCAGCCGCCGCCGCCGCAGCGUCCUGCCCCCGCAGGCUGCUCGCUCGCCCGGCCAGUGGCGGCCAGAGCGGCAGCGGCACGGGCAGCAGAGCCGGCAGUGUUGCGGUGCCGGCGGUGCGGCGGCGGCGAUGUGCUCGGCGGGGAGGCGCUGGGGCCGGCGGCAGCGAGUCCUGCUCUGGGGCGUCCUGCUGGCGGCCUGGAAGGCGGCGUGGGGGCAGCUGCGCUACUCGGUGCCCGAGGAGAUGCCCAAGGGCUCGUUCGUGGGCGACGUGGCCAAGGACCUGGGGCUGCAGCUGCCGGCGCUUCCAGACCGCGGCAUCCGCGUUGUCACUGAAGGUAGGACGCAGUAUUUCACCCUGCACGAAAAGACGGGACAUUUAGUGACGGCCGAGAGGAUCGACAGAGAGCAGCUGUGCCGGCUGGUGGAGAAAUGCGUGCUGCGCUGUGAGCUGAUAGUGGAGGGGGAAAUGCAAGUAUAUGGUAUUGAAGUAGAAAUCACGGACAUUAACGAUAACACACCUAGCUUCAAAGAAAUUGAAGUGGAGGAGAGGAUAAGCGAGACGACAGUGCCGGGAUCGCGGUUUCCCUUGGCCGAGGCUCAUGACCCGGACUCGGGACGGAAUUCCUUACAGAGCUACGAUCUGAGCGGCGACGAGCACUUCUCACUGGCCGUGCAGACGGGCCCCGGCGGGGAUCAGCGUCCCGAGCUGGUGCUGGCGAAGGCCCUUGACCGGGAGGAGGCGGCGUUCCACGAGCUGGUGCUGAGGGCGAUGGACGGCGGCGAUCCGGCCCGGACGGGCACGGCGCGGAUCCGCGUGACGGUGCGGGAUGCGAACGACAACGCGCCCGUGUUCAGCCAGGCGGAGUACACGGUGCGUGUGCCAGAGGACGUACCCGUGGGCUCCGUCCUCGUCACCGUCACGGCCGCUGAUCCUGAUGAGGGGCUGAAUGGGCACGUGAAAUAUUCGAUGAAGAAAGCGAAGGACAUGGCAUCGCAUAUUUUCCAUGUAGACGCCGAGACUGGAGAGAUCACACUAUUGCAAAGCUUUGACUUCGAGGAAGGCAAUUUCUACGAACUGGAGGUGCAGGCUCGCGAUGAUGGCGACCUUUUCGACAUGGCCAAAGUUUUGAUCACUGUCACAGACAUAAAUGACAAUGUGCCAGAGAUUUCGGUGAGGUCAGCACUAAAUGAGAUUUCAGAGGACGCUCCAUCAGGAACGGUGGUGGCCCUGCUGCACGUGCACGACAGAGACUCGGGGGCCAACGGCGAGGUGCGCUGCUCGCUCGACGGGGAUGUUCCGUUCAGCCUGGAGAAAUCCUAUGAGGACUACUACCGCGUGGUGACAGCGAGAGAGCUGGACCGCGAGCAGCAGUCGGAGUACAACGUGACGGUGCGGGCGUCCGACGGCGGGUGGCCGGCGCUGCAGAGCAGCAGGGUGCUGGCGCUGCGGGUGCUGGACGUGAACGACAACGCGCCGGUGUUCUCGCAGGAGCGCUACAGCGCGCGUCUGCGGGAGAACAACGCGGCGGGCGCGCUGGUGCUGCAGGUGCGGGCCACGGAUGCGGACGCGGGAUCCAAUGGGCGGGUCUCCUAUUCCUUCAGCAACGUCCCGGAGGCGAUCCAUGAGUUGUUCUCUAUCGACAGCGAGAAUGGCGAGAUUAGGACGUCGGCUGCCCUUGAUUUCGAGGAGAAAAGUGAAUACAGCUUCGGCCUUGAGGCGAGGGACGGUGGUGGACUCACGGGUCACUGUCAAGUGCAGAUAGACAUCACGGACGAGAACGACAAUGCACCCGAGAUCGCAAUUCUGUCACUGUCGAGCCCCGUGCCCGAGGAUGUGCCAGCCGGCACCGUGGUGGCCCUGCUGAAAGUUCGUGACCGGGACUCCGGCGAGAACGGUGAGGUAUCGUGCGAGCUGUCGGGAGAGGCGCCGCUGUCGAUCGUGGCGUCGUCGGGCGGCUCGUACAAGGUGGUGACGGCGAGCGCGCUGGACCGCGAGCAGGCGUCCGAGCACUGCGUGACGGUGGUGGCCCAGGACCGGGGCAGGCCGGCGCUGUCGAGCGCGGCGGAGCUGGUGCUGGAGGUGUCGGACGUGAACGACAACGCGCCGGUGUUCGAGGAGGCGGCGUACAGCGCGUACGUGCGGGAGAACAACGCGGCGGGCGCGCUGGUGGUGCGCGUGAGCGCGCGGGACGCGGACGCGGGCGCCAACGGGCGCGUGAGCUACUGG